AUGGUAAAUAGAAACCAAAACGCCGAUAAUGUCAUACGGCAGAUUCGACAUGAUGAUAUGGCAGCAAAUAAUAAUCUAGCAGCCAUGGUCAAAAGGAUUAUGAUUCGAAAUGGGGUAAACUUUGGCCUUCGAAGGCCAAAUUAUACAUCACCUUUGUUGGAAUAUAUCAUACAGCCAGAAACACCCACUAGAACAAAAAUCCCCAAAUUUACUAAGUUUUCUAGGGAUACUACUAAAUCCACUAUCAAACAUGUGGCUAGAUAUUUAAUAGAGGCAGGAGACAUUUUGAACAACGAAAGCCUUAGGAUAAAAUAUAAUAUCCCAAGCCCUCUCACGAAUAAUGCCUUCACGUGGUUCACCACCUUGCCACAAAGUUUGAUUCAUACUUGGAAUCAGUUGGAGAGAAUGUUCCAUGAGCAGUUUUACAUGGGGCAAACAAAGAUAAAUCUGAAGGAAUUGGCUAGUAUUAAACGAAAGUUCACUAAGCCAAUUGAUGACUAUCUGAAUAGCGAUCUUGUUCAGAAUGAUAUCCAAGAAGGGAGACUCAAGUUUGGAGACAAACCUAGGAGCCAAAUCAAGAUCGAUUCCAAUCCUCUGCAAAUGGCUGAUGCCCGCUAUAUGGAGCCAGAGGGAGUAACCAUGGUCGAAGUCACUGACGAUUUCGACAUGACCGAAGUAAUUGAGGACUUCGUCAACGAACCUAUCAUGGUUAGGGUUUAUGAGCAUCUUGACCAAGAAUUUUUUAAUGACUUCAUUCAGGAAGCUGUGGGAAAUGCCACAAAUGAAAGCACUGAUGUUUUCGACACUGAAUCACUAAAGAUUCCAACCUGA
Molecule: messenger RNA, 831 nt
Organism: Lathyrus oleraceus (garden pea)
Lineage: Eukaryota; Viridiplantae; Streptophyta; Magnoliopsida; Fabales; Fabaceae
Exons: 2
Coding region: 1-831 (276 amino acids)
Source: RefSeq, a predicted model, not a curated record